Molecule: messenger RNA, 1320 nt
Organism: Saitoella complicata NRRL Y-17804
Lineage: Eukaryota; Fungi; Ascomycota; Saitoellomycetes; Saitoellales; Saitoellaceae
Product: MATE efflux family protein
Exons: 2
Coding region: 1-1320 (439 amino acids)
Biological process (GO): xenobiotic detoxification by transmembrane export across the plasma membrane
Cellular component (GO): membrane
Molecular function (GO): antiporter activity; xenobiotic transmembrane transporter activity
Source: RefSeq, a predicted model, not a curated record
AUGUCCGUCCCCGUCAUACUCGCCUACAUGCUCCAGAACUCUCUUCAAACGGGUUCCGUUCUCAUUGUCGGGCGCCGAUCCGCACAAGAUUUGGCAGUUGCGGCGUUCUCCUACAUGUUCGCCAUGGCUACAGCAUGGCUGAUCGGUUUGGGCGGCACAACGGCGUUGGAUACGCUCGCAAGUCAAGCGUACGGAAGUGGUGGUGAUCCUCGACGCUUAGGUAUCCUCCUGCAACGAGGAUUAAUUGUCUUGACGGCAAUGUACAUCCCCAUCGCGUUCCUCUGGUGGAAUGUAGCACCGGUUCUUCGGUUCCUUCACCAGGAAGUCGAGCUCGCAGACGACACGCAACGAUUUCUCCGGGCUUUGAUCCCAGGCGGACUCGGAUACAUCUACUUUGAGGCCGGUAAGAAAUAUUUGCAAGCACAGGGGAUCAUGCGCGCGGGAACGUACGUUCUCCUAAUCGCCUCACCACUCAAUCUUUUAUCAAACUAUUUCUUUGUGUACACCUUGAAGCUCGGCCUUCUCGGCGCAGCAUACGCGACCGGCCUGACGUACUGGCUUUCCGCCGCCCUCCUCGCUCUUUACUCCACUUUCAUUCACGGUCACGAAGCGUGGGGUGGCAUCUCCUCCCGUUCGAUCCGUGAAGGUAAAUGGGAGUUCUUCACCCUUGCCAUAUCCGGCGUCCUCAUGGUCGGUACCGAAUGGUGGGCCUUUGAGAUUGUUGCUCUCGUUGCAGGAUCUUUAGGUGCGGUACCUUUGGCCGCACAAAGUGUCAUCAUGACCACCGAUCAGAUCCUCAACACCGUCCCCUUUGGUCUCGGUGUUGCAUCCUCCACCCGCGUCGGCAACCUUCUGGGUGCCCGCCGUGCAAAAGGCGCUGGACUCGCUGCCAAUAUAUCAGCCUUUACGUCCGUCUUCUUCGGUGGCUUGAUUAUGGUCCUCAUGCUCUCCGUGCGGUCCUCUUUUGGUCGACUAUUCAGCGACGAACAACCCGUGAUCGAGCUUGUGGCUCAUGUUCUCCCAUACGUGGCCGCGUUUCAAAUCGCCGACGGCAUAGCUGGGUCACAAGGUGGCUGCCUUCGCGGCAUGGGGCGGCAGCACGUUGGUGCUGUAGUCAACAGUCUCGCAUAUUACGCCUUCGCCCUCCCGCUCGGGGUAUGGUUGGCUUUGCGGAAAGGAUACGGGCUUGAAGGUUUGUGGAUGGGCCAGUGUGCGGCAUUAUUUACCGUGGGUGCAUUGGAGUGGGUGUAUGUGUACUCGACAAACUGGGAGAAGGAGGUGGACAGGGCAGCUCUUCGCAUGGAGUGUCGCCCUGGGUGA